AUGAGGAGGGACGUGAACGGAGUGACCAAGAGCAGGUUUGAGAUGUUCUCAAAUAGUGAUGAAGCUGUAAUCAAUAAAAAGCUUCCCAAAGAACUCCUAUUACGGAUAUUUUCUUUUCUGGAUGUUGUUACCUUAUGUCGCUGUGCUCAGGUCUCCAGGGCCUGGAAUGUUCUGGCUCUAGAUGGCAGUAACUGGCAGCGAAUUGACCUGUUCGAUUUCCAGAGGGAUAUUGAGGGCCGGGUAGUGGAGAAUAUUUCAAAAAGAUGUGGGGGCUUUUUACGAAAGUUAAGUCUUCGUGGGUGUCUUGGAGUAGGAGACAAUGCAUUAAGGACCUUUGCACAAAACUGUAGGAACAUUGAAGUACUAAAUUUAAAUGGGUGUACAAAGACUACAGACGCUACAUGUACUAGCCUUAGCAAGUUCUGUUCCAAACUCAGGCACCUUGACUUGGCUUCCUGUACAUCAAUAACAAACAUGUCUCUAAAAGCUCUGAGUGAGGGAUGUCCACUGUUGGAGCAAUUGAACAUUUCCUGGUGUGACCAAGUAACCAAGGAUGGCAUCCAAGCACUAGUGAGAGGCUGUGGGGGUCUGAAAGCCUUAUUCUUAAAAGGCUGCACACAGCUAGAAGAUGAAGCUCUCAAGUACAUAGGUGCACACUGUCCUGAACUGGUGACUUUGAACUUGCAGACCUGCUUGCAAAUCACAGAUGAAGGUCUCAUUACUAUAUGCAGAGGGUGCCAUAAGUUACAGUCCCUCUGUGCCUCCGGCUGCUCCAACAUCACGGACGCCAUCCUGAAUGCUCUUGGUCAGAACUGCCCACGACUUAGAAUAUUAGAAGUGGCAAGGUGUUCUCAAUUAACAGAUGUAGGCUUUACCACUCUGGCCAGGAAUUGCCAUGAGCUUGAAAAGAUGGACCUGGAAGAGUGUGUUCAAAUAACAGAUAGCACCUUAAUCCAACUUUCUAUACACUGUCCUCGACUUCAAGUAUUGAGUCUGUCUCACUGUGAGCUGAUCACAGACGAUGGAAUUCGUCAUUUGGGGAAUGGGGCCUGUGCUCAUGACCAGCUGGAGGUGAUUGAACUGGACAACUGCCCACUAAUCACAGACGCAUCCCUGGAGCACUUGAAGAGCUGUCACAGCCUUGAGCGGAUAGAACUCUAUGACUGCCAGCAAAUCUCACGGGCUGGAAUCAAGAGACUCAGGACCCAUUUACCCAAUAUUAAAGUCCACGCCUACUUCGCACCUGUCACUCCACCCCCAUCAGUGGGGGGCAGCAGACAGCGCUUCUGCAGAUGCUGCAUCAUCCUAUGA
Molecule: messenger RNA, 1311 nt
Organism: Pipistrellus nathusii (Nathusius's pipistrelle)
Lineage: Eukaryota; Metazoa; Chordata; Mammalia; Chiroptera; Vespertilionidae
Source: the annotation of a GenBank genome assembly